UCUCUUAGAUGAGGUGCUAAAAGCAUAGGCCGUAGAAGGAAAAUAGUUAAACUGAAUUUCAUGAGAAUUAAAAACUCUUGUGCUUCAAAGCAUUAUCAAAAAAGUGAGAAAACAUAGAAUGGGAAAAAUGUUUGCAAAUAUUAUAUCUGAUAAGGGUCUAAUUUACAGUAUAUGUAAAGAACUGUUAUAACUCAGUGAUUAAAAGACAAAUGAUCCCAUUUAAAAAUGGGUAAAGGGUUUGAAAAAUCUGAAGACACACAAAUGGCCAGGAAGCACACACAGCUCAUGUCACUAACUCCCAAUGACUGAGGCACAUACAUCAGACAUUGGAAAUGUUGCCACUUGAUACCCACUAGGACAGCUGUGAUCAGAAAGCAGGCACAUGGAGUUGGGGUGGGGGUGAGCUGGCACAGCUGCCGUGCAGAGCCGCCUGCAGGGCCUCAGAAAGUUACAUGCAGAUUAGUGUGUGACCCUGCAGUCCCACUCUGAGAUAGGUGCCCGAGAGAUAAAAGCAAACCCUCAGUAACAAACCCUUCCUCUUGGGGUUUGCUCUUGUCACGUGUCUCCAGAAGAGGCCAUUGUUCCUGGUGCCAGACCAGGAGGGUAUUACCAUAAACAAAGCAUUUUCACGUUUAUGCCUUACAGAGAACUUGGCUAUGCGUUCAUAGUUUUUUUUCCCCCAUAACCCUUAGGAGUAGAUGGAACAGUAUUACUAUCUAUCUCUAUUUUCAGAUGAGGAGAAUGAAAAUGAAUUUGGGCAGUUAUAAAACAAGCUUUGAUUAUUUCGUUUCUUUGUUUUGUUUUGCAGUUUUUGGCCAGGGCUGGGCUUGAACCCACCACCUCUGGCAUAUGGAGCUGGCGCCCUGCCCUUGAGCCACAGGCGCCACCCAAUUAUUUCAAAACUGAAUUGUUUUUACGUUAUUUUCAGUGUUUCUAUAUGGGCAUAUUUUGGUCUAGAGCAACUUUGUGUUCUCUGGCUGUCGUGCUGGCAUAGAAGACUCUAAGAAGUGGGGGAUGCUGUUUCUGGUGAAUCAGUUAUUUAAAAUUUACUUUAAGAUCAACAAGCUCCAUCUGUGUAAACCCCUAAUCAGAGCCAUCGACAGCUCCAACCUGAAAGACGAUUACAGCAUGGCCCAGAGAGUCACAUACAAGUACUACGUGGGCCGCAAGGCCAUGUUUGAUAGUGACUUUAAGCAAGCUGAGGAGUACUUGUCAUUUGCCUUUGAGCACUGCCACCGUUCAAGUCAGAAGAACAAAAGAAUGAUUCUGAUAUAUUUACUUCCAGUAAAAAUGCUGUUGGGUCAUAUGCCAACAAUUGAGCUUUUAAAGAAGUACCAUCUCAUGCAGUUUGCUGAGGUAACCAAAGCCGUAAGCGAGGGCAACCUGCUGCUGCUGACCGAGGCACUGACCAAGCACGAGACAUUCUUCAUUCGCUGUGGUAUCUUCCUUAUCCUUGAGAAACUGAAGAUCAUCACCUACAGAAAUCUCUUCAAGAAAGUGUAUCUGCUACUCAAGACACACCAGCUGUCCCUGGACGCCUUCCUGGUUGCCUUGAGGCUCAUGCAGGUGGAAGACGUGGACACGGACGAGGUCCAGUGCAUCCUCGCUAACCUGAUAUACAUGGGUCACAUUAAAGGUUAUAUAUCACAUCAGCAUCAGAAGCUGGUUGUCAGCAAGCAAAACCCAUUCCCUCCACUGUCUACAGUGUGUUAACCACACAUGCGUCCCCAGGGGGACACGGGAGUCCUCGAGAUUUUGUUCCUGCUGAUGAAAUCUGCCUUGUGCCUCCUCCAAAGCCAGGAGCCUUUGAGGAGCAUUUC
Messenger RNA from Otolemur garnettii (small-eared galago), 1820 nucleotides. It is a transcript of the gene PCID2, whose product is annotated as PCI domain containing 2. The transcript has 8 exons. The record is from RefSeq and is a predicted model, not a curated record. Gene Ontology annotation, biological process: post-transcriptional tethering of RNA polymerase II gene DNA at nuclear periphery; poly(A)+ mRNA export from nucleus; transcription elongation by RNA polymerase II. Lineage: Eukaryota; Metazoa; Chordata; Mammalia; Primates; Galagidae. Gene Ontology annotation, molecular function: double-stranded DNA binding; RNA binding. Bases 1015 to 1713 code for a protein of 232 amino acids. Gene Ontology annotation, cellular component: transcription export complex 2.